Messenger RNA from Lolium rigidum, 1435 nucleotides. RefSeq names its product actin-related protein 7. NCBI's taxonomy places the organism in Eukaryota, Viridiplantae, Streptophyta, Magnoliopsida, Poales, Poaceae. Gene Ontology annotation, biological process: anatomical structure morphogenesis. Gene Ontology annotation, cellular component: nucleus. The transcript has 8 exons. The record is from RefSeq and is a predicted model, not a curated record. Bases 1 to 1089 code for a protein of 362 amino acids.
AUGGAGGCGGUGGUCGUCGACGCGGGCUCCAAGCUGCUCAAGGCGGGCAUCGCGCUGCCGGACCAGGCGCCCGGGCUGGUGAUGCCCUCGAAGAUGAAGUCGGAGGCGGCGGAGGAGGAGGGCCAGGCGCCCGACGGCGCGGCCGUGGUCGAGGAGGUGCACCCCGUCGUGCGCGGCUUCGUCAAGGACUGGGACGCCAUGGAGGACCUGCUCAGCUACGUCCUCUACCGCAACAUCGGAUGGGAGAUGGGGGACGAGGGACAGAUCCUCUUCACCCAGCCGCUCUUCACGCCCAAGGCUCUCCGGGAGCAAUUGGUCCAGCUUAUGUUCGAAAAAUUCAACGUGUCAGGCUUUUACGACUCUGAACAGGCGGUGUUGUCACUUUAUGCUGUUGGUCGCAUUUCAGGCUGUACAGUUGACAUUGGGCAUGGAAAAAUAGAUAUUGCUCCAGUUUGUGAAGGUGCUGUUCAACAUGUAGCAUCAAAGAGAUUUGAGAUAGGAGGAACUGACUUGACAAACCUGUUUGCCCAAGAACUAAAGAAGUCCAACCCAUCAGUAAACAUUGAUAUUUCUGAUGUCGAAAGGCUGAAAGAGCAGUAUGCAUGCUGCACAGAAGACCAGUUGGCCUUUGAAGAUAUAGGGAGCUCAUGCCAGCCAGAAAAGCACACUCUUCCAGAUGGACAGGUUAUAACAAUUGAAAAAGAGCGUUAUAUUGUUGGUGAAGCUUUGUUUCAACCAAGUAUUUUGGGCCUAGAAGAUUAUGGCAUUGUUCAUCAGUUAGUUACCAGUGUUUCAAACGUCGCAACAGAGUACCAUAGGCAACUGCUUGAAAACACCAUGUUAUGCGGUGGCACUGCAUCUAUGACUGGUUUCGAGGACAGGUUUCAGAGAGAGGCAAAUUUGUCUGCUUCAGCAAUCCGCCCAUCUCUUGUAAAGCCCCCAGAAUACAUGCCUGAGAACCUACCAAGGCACUCGGCCUGGCUGGGCGGCGCGAUACUUGCCAAGGUGGUCUUCCCCCAGAACCAGCACGUCACCAAGGGCGACUACGACGAGACAGGUCCAUCCAUCGUCCACAAGAAGUGCUUCUGAGAGCCGCAACUCGCAAGGCUGCUGCUGCUGCGUACGCUCGAAUCUGCAGGCUGCCCUGUAGGGGCCUGUGCUCAGUCCAACUCUCGAUACUGGUGCAGUGGUGCCCUUCGUCCUCUGGUGCUGAGGGCGGCUCUGAGCUAUUCAUGGCCUCUGGUUUAGAUGUGUUGUUGCUACUAGCUAGCUAACUAUUCAGAUUGCAGUAGAAUCUAAGAUUGGCGUUGAUUUAUUGUUAGGCCAAUUUGUACCUGUCGUUCUAGGGGAGAGAAAAGUUAGUGAGGUGCAUCUCAAUGGUUAGUUGCGUAAGCUACGUUCUGCUGUUUAUCCGUUUCAGUGAAGCCUGUGGAAA